Messenger RNA from Dreissena polymorpha, 1327 nucleotides. RefSeq lists its product as uncharacterized. NCBI's taxonomy places the organism in Eukaryota, Metazoa, Mollusca, Bivalvia, Myida, Dreissenidae. The record is from RefSeq and is a predicted model, not a curated record. The transcript has 4 exons. Bases 115 to 417 code for a protein of 100 amino acids.
AGCUAAGUCAGUCUGAAUGAGACGGUAACACAGUUACUUUCAGUCGAUUCGAUUGGGGAAAAAGACAGUUUUAUUUCUAAGGGAGGUAACCUAUUUGAAAGAGAACUCUUCAAAAUGGCAACCUUGGCAAAGACCAUUCUUAAAGUAGGCAUAGCAGGGGGAGCGGUCGCUGGCACUGCAAGCUAUGGUGUGUGGAGUGCUGACACAAAACAGGGAGCUGCUGCGCUAGAGAGAGUGAAGGCCUCACUUCCUAGUGCCCAGCCAUAUGUUAACAAGAUUCCAGGACCUGCAGAUGUUGGCAAGGAUGUCACUUCAAAAUGGAACACAGGUGUGCAGACAAUCUUCCAGAAUGUUUCGUCCGUGCCAGGCAAUACAGUGAAGUUUGUACAGAAGACGAUUGGUGAUUUAUCCAAGUGAUCAAUAUAAAUGAACUUGCGAAUCAAGUCUGUUUUAUUGAUACAUACUUAAAUAUUAAAAGUAAUAUAAAGAUCACUGGUUGUAUCAAACAUAAAAAAGAACGUUUAAUAGCUUUGAAGACAUAUGAGUUGCUAUUAUUUUUACACUGUAAAAUGAAUAUAUCUUUAAAACAUACCCUUGACAAUUUUAUCCAAUGAAAUAAAUUAUGCCAAUAUGUUACCUGUAAGCUGUCUGUCUGUUCAAACAAGUAUUUGUACCAGUUCAGAUGAUUUAUAAAUAAAAUAUAUGAAAAAUACAAUUUUCUGACAAAAUUUAUUAAAUAGGAUAAAACUGAAGCAAAACAUAAACAUGAUAACACUUAUUUAAGAGUAUUAUAAAUAAGAAGUAUUAAACAUGAUAACACUUAUUUAAGAGUAUUAUAAAUAAGAAGUAUAGUAUAAUUUUUGAAAAAACACAUUAUUUUUUUUGUUGAUAUAGUACACUGGCAGUACUUUUUUCAUCCUUUAGUAUCCUUUAUAAUUUAAUAUUACUCAUUUGUGCAUGUGAUCUUUUUACACAUUUGAUGUUUGUGGUUUUGCAUGCAUGUUAACAGAUUUGAAAUCUUUCAGGAUAGAAAUGUCAGUGUAACAUUUAAAAAUAGAAGUGAUAUUUACUAAUAUUUUUCAAGUACUGAAGAUCUUCAGAAAUGAUAUUACUUAUAAAACAGUUUUUACUUGUUAUUUGCUAUCAUAUGUUUUCCUAAAUGGCAAAUGCCAUGGAAAUGCAAAUAGAAAGUUUCUUUUACAAAUAUGUGACCUGACCAGAAUCAUAAAUUAAUUAGAAAAAUAGAAGCAAAUGUCUUGAUAUAAAUAAUGUUAUGUAAUUGUUUUGUUGAAUUUUAAUUGAAAUUUUGAAUAAAUGUAGAAAAUGA